AUGGCUCAAACAUAUGGACAACAAGGACAACAGACUCAAUCACAAGAAUACACACUACCAGGAGUGUUGCACUUCUUACAGUCAGAAUGGAGAAGAUACGAGAGGGAUAGGAACGAAUGGGAGAUAGAACGCGCUGAAAUGAAGGCUCGUAUUGCGCUAUUAGAAGGUGAACGCCGUGGAAUUGAGAAUAUGAAAACAGAUUUAAUGAGAAGAGUUAAAAUGCUCGAAUAUGCGAGUAAAUAUGUGGCUGAAAAAUCACACUCAAAUAACACGGUUUCUCCACCUGGAAUCGCGACAACUGAAGUCACAUCGUCCACCAACGUGAAUGGAAUACCAAUAACGGGACUGAAACAAACUUCUAGACCCGUUUCUGCACAGUAUACGAAUAUACAGCUAACUCGUGACCAGAAGACUCGAGCAAAGAGUCAACAGUUGCUUAAAAACUGCUUGCAAGAAAUAGAAUAUCUUACGAACGUAGCAACAACCGGCAUUUCACCUAUUCCUAAUCGUAGCGACACUGUUAACUUAAAUGAUUCAGCUCAGGCAUUCUCCCAGCAAGCCAACCGCUCUAGCACCAUAUACUUGGGCCCCGACCCACAUGGAACAUUAUCUCAUAACCGUAAUGAUUCUCGGGAACAAAUACGUCCCUCUCGACCAGCUCCUUCUGCACCAUCAACGAUAGUACCUCCAAAAUCGUCUAGUCCACCACUUGAGCAAGUAUCAACGUCUCGAAAACAUGUUAAUGAAUAUGAGGACAAUUGGUUUAAUGCUACUGAAGACAGGAAGGGUAAAAAUAAAGCCGAGACUGCCAAAAGCAAUGACGAGGACGAGGACGAUUAUAAUGAAGAACAAUCUACACCGAUAAGUAGUUCACCCUUCUCUCCCAGUAUUGAUGAAACUUCAGAUACAGUUUCUACCAUUCGUGGGAAUAAAGAUGGUAGCAAUAGAGUUGGAAAGAAAGAGGGAGGUUAUCUGGAAAGAGGUGCAGACAAUGAAGAGAUUGUUACUAUGUACGCACAAAAGUCAUUUAAUAGAUGGAGAGAGGCGUUUGGCAAUAAAAUAAGUGCUACUAAGAAACCAUCUAGGAAGAGUGCAGAAGAAGAGAAAAUGGAAGAAGAGCAAUUGAAAAAAGACGUGCAAGCAAAAUUUAAUUUAUCAAACGAGAAAUUGGAUAAAGUUAUAAGAACGACGAGGAGAAUGAAUAGUCAUGACUUCAUUGAACAGACGUCUGACCCUCAGUUGGGUGAAUUAUCCAAUGCCUGGCAAGACGUUGACGACGAGCAAGGCAAUCAAGCAGAGACUGAUCAAGAGCACGUAAACGGGGUAGACAAUAAAUUAUGGAAAACGAGAGCUACACUACGCAGUCACCUCGACAGUGUACGGUCAUUGUCAUGGCACCGCUAUGAACCGUUAUUUGUUUCCGGAUCAGAUGAUGGGACUGUCAAAUUGUGGGAUUUGAAUGAAACGCUGUCACCAAAACAAUAUGACAUAAAACCAAUACUAACGUAUCGUGGUCAUACAUUACCGGUAACAUCUGUGGUGCUGUCUACCGAACAAUCGACCUGUUACUCAGCCAGUAUGGAUGCUACAAUACGUGUAUGGAAAAUACCAGCUACUAGGGAACUCUAUGCACCAGUUGAUCCAUCACUAAACUUGACUGCAUACAUUGGCCAUACGGACGUAAUCUGGGAUUUACGACUGUUCCCAAUACACGACCAAAAUUCUCAGUUACUUGCAUCGGCUGCUGCUGAUGGUACCGUCAAGAUAUGGGAUACUGAAGAAGUAGGAUCUCCAUUAAAGAGUACUUGGAACUAUUACGGUAUUGGACAUGCUGACGGACUUAAUGGUGGAGGCCGUCCUCCGGUGCCAACGUCUAUAGAUUUUGUGCAUACAGAUCUGAAAAAGAUUGCCGUGUCAUUUCAAAAUUCAAUAAUCAAAAUCUUUGAUAUUGAGACUGGACAACCAGUGGUGACGUUUAAGAGUGAUAAAACAUAUGACGGUACAGCUAGUACGCAGAUUAAUCGUAUAAUCUGUCACCCAACCAUGCCUCAAGUGUUCUCCGCACAUGAAGAUAAAUACAUAAGAGGAUUUGACAUAAAUAGCGGUGACACCAUAUUCUCAAUGUCAGCGCAUUUGGACUCGGUCACAUCUCUAGACAUUGAUCCGUCAGGGAUGAUAUUAAUAUCAGGAGGCCAUGAUGCAUCAAUACGUCUAUGGGAUAUUCUUUCAGGACAAACGUGCGUUCAGGAAUUUAUGUCUCAUCGUCGUAAAUCAGACGAAGGUGUACUGUGUCUGCAAUACCAUCCAACACUUCCAUGGCUUGCAAGUGGUGGGGCGGACUCUGUAGUUAAAAUAUACAAUUAA
Molecule: messenger RNA, 2364 nt
Organism: Paraglomus occultum
Lineage: Eukaryota; Fungi; Glomeromycota; Glomeromycetes; Paraglomerales; Paraglomeraceae
Source: the annotation of a GenBank genome assembly